Lagenorhynchus albirostris (white-beaked dolphin) is the source of this 400-nucleotide messenger RNA. Its product is annotated as beta-defensin 103A-like. Gene Ontology annotation, molecular function: oxidoreductase activity, acting on a sulfur group of donors, NAD(P) as acceptor; CCR6 chemokine receptor binding; chemoattractant activity. Bases 95 to 298 code for a protein of 67 amino acids. The transcript has 2 exons. NCBI's taxonomy places the organism in Eukaryota, Metazoa, Chordata, Mammalia, Artiodactyla, Delphinidae. Gene Ontology annotation, biological process: defense response to bacterium; cell chemotaxis. The record is from RefSeq and is a predicted model, not a curated record. Gene Ontology annotation, cellular component: extracellular region.
UUGAAUGCUUCUCCCUGUGGCUGUGGACCUGGAGCCUUUAUAAGGUGAGCCAGUGCACCCUCCUGUCCAGUCGCAGCUGCGAAGCCGGCCAGCCAUGAGGGUCUACUACCUUCUCUUUGUGUUGUUCUUCUUGUUCUUGCUGCCUGUUCCAGGCAGUGGAAGAAUCAUAAAUAUAUUACAAAAGUAUUAUUGCAGAAUGAGAGGCGGCCGGUGUGCUCUGUUUGGCUGUCUUCCGAGGGAGAUACCCUUAGGCCUUUGUUCCCACAGUGGUCGAAAAUGCUGCCGAAGGGAGAGAUGAAAAAUCCAGAAGCGCGAUAAGAACGUUGCCAGGUGUGAAAAUGCUCCCGCGGGGUCUAUAGAAGCCAAAUCAAAUUAAAGAUUUUUCACAAAAAAAUUAGAA